AUGUCUAAUGUUUCUGUAAUAAUAUGUGUUCCACAUUUAAUUAAGGAUAAUUGUUACUCCAAUAUUGAUACUGUUACCGAACCAAUGCAAUGUAAUUGUACCACCUCAAUGUUGGUGGUGAACACAAAUUUUGGUGCUUAUAAGCGAGUCGAAGAGAAGAAUGAAAGUCAGCGAGUUAGUGUAAAAAUGGUAGAUAAUAAUAUUUAUAAUGUAGAAUUUGUUGAUAGUAUCCAACAAAACCAAAUGAUUGGCGAAACGCCUAACUACUGCAUUCCUUUAAAGAAUAACGCCAUAACAGUCCAGGGUAUCUCUUACAGUGACCCGUAUUUCAGUAGCUUUAACUUAAAGUAUAAGAUGGCGUUAGAAGCGCCAGAGUAUAUGAACAAGGCUGAUUACGCUUUUAAAUCCUCAGUUUGUAUUAUAAAAGAUGAGCCUUGCAUUGAUAAGAUGCAACUAGAUAAUGAAAAGAACGCUCACAAAUUGAUAUCGAAAACAAAACCUCGAAUGAUUACUUAUGACAAAUCUGUAGCCAACCAUGACAAUAAGAUAUUGGAAGUUGGCAGCAAGUCACCGACACGAUCAGUAUUGAAAACUUUCGCUAAUGGCGACCUCACAAUGGAUGCUAUGCUGGAGUUAAUACAAAAUGAAGGACAAAGGAUCAAGCAAAUGCAUAAGAGUGACAUGGAUUCAUGGGGAGUCCCACGUCAAUUACGGCUGCGGGGAGGAGGAGAGACCUCACUUAAUGCUGCAAGUGGCUGGGGUAGCCCACCUGCUUCCAAUACUGCUGGAAACUGGAGUGGUAAUUCCAGUGGCCAAUCCAAUAAUGGAACAAACAAUACUCAACAGUGGAAUAAUACCAACAGGCCACCCACCUCUCAAGCUGACAUGAACAGCAACAAGGGUAAUGGUAGUCAAAUUCCACCAACCAGUGCAGCAUCUCAAAGUUGGCAGAGCUCACCACCUAAUAUGCCAAAUGCACAAACCAAUAAUAAUGGUGCACCUACAAAUAAUGGUACAAAUAAUGCUGUUAAUGGGAAUAAUGGAAGCAACCCAUCAAAUAAUGUUACAAGUUCCAAUGGACCUAAUGGUGGAAAUGGAAAUGGUAAUAGCACCAACAACACAUCUUCAGCUAAAAUUGAGCAAUUGAACUCAAUGAGGGAAGCUUUAUUUAGCCAGGAUGGUUGGGGAGGCCAACACGUCAACCAAGAUACAAAUUGGGAUGUACCUGGAUCACCGGAACCAGGUUCAAAAGUGGAACCAGCAGCUGCCGGGCAACCUGCCUGGAAACCGAACGUUAAUAAUGGUGCUUUCCUCGGAACUGAUUUAUGGGAAGCCAACUUAAGAAAUGGAGGUCAGCCUCCACCACCUCCGGCGACGAAGACCCCAUGGGGUCACACUCCGACAACGAAUAUCGGAGGUACUUGGGGUGAAGACGACGAUGCCUCAGAUUCUGCUAAUGUAUGGAACGGUCCACCGCCCGCCCAGCAGUGGCCGGCUGGUCCUCCGCAACACACCCAGCAGUGGGGAGUACCCAAGAAGGACGACUGGAACGCCUGGGGUGAGCCUCAUAGACCAGCAGAUCCACGACUGGACCCGCACCGCACGCCAGACCCACGACAACAGCCGUCGGACCCCCGACAUGAUAUUCGUGGGGGCAUAUCUGGUCGUCUGAACGGCGACAUGUGGAGCCAACACCAUCAACACCCUGGUGGACCCAACAAAAUGAUGCCCAGCGGAGGCGUCAGUCAGUGGGGCGGACAGGGUCCUAAGGAAGCCAUUAAAUCUGCCGGCUGGGAGGAGCCGUCUCCACCGGCGGCUCGUCGUGGAGGCACCGGAUUUGACGACGGCACGUCUCUGUGGGCCCAGCGUGGGAUGGGCGGUAUGUCUCGUGGAGCGCCGCAAGGCCCGCCACCUUCCCAGCGCAUGGCUCCAGCUCCUACUAAACCCGACGGCGUGUGGGCCGCACACGCACAGCGCAACGGGCCAUGGGAAGAAUCACACGGCUGGGGUGAACGCGACGUUCAUUGUUCCUGGCAGGACCCCAGUGGGCCGACACUUUGGCCCGUACCCAAACCAAAGCCCAGCGGCCCGGCUGCAGCCUGGCCUGACGACAUCGGCGAGUGGGGAGGCCCGAAGCCACCACCGAGCGGAGCUCUGGGUAAACAGCUGCCGAAGGAAGUGGUGUGGAAUAGCAAGCAGUUCAGAUAUUUGGUCGAGAUGGGCUACAAGAAAGAGGAGGCCGAAGCUGCUCUCCGCAGUCGCGACAUGAACGCGGAAGAGGCCCUGGACAUGUUGGCGGCGGCGCGAGGUGACUGUUGGAGACGAGAUGACAACUUCCACUCGGGUGGUUUCCCGCCGCAGCCGUCCGUACCGGCCGUGUCACCAGCUGUGGUACAGAAGCUGCUCAACCAGCAGCCGCCGCCCGCAGUUCAGCAUCACCCAUCGUACAACCCCAAUAGUGGGACGGGCAACAGUGUCCAACCGAGCACUGCUCAACUGCGCAUGCUGGUACAACAGAUCCAGAUGGCAGUGUCCGCGGGUUACUUAAACCAUCAGAUAUUGAACCAACCGCUUGCACCACAGACACUGGUGCUGCUCAACCAGCUAUUGCAGCAAAUAAAAGUCUUGCAGCAGCUUGUGAACCAGCAUCAGUUGGCCAUACCGAAAGCUAACUCGACUUUGACAUUACAAUAUUCCAUGCAAAUAACUAAAGCUAAACAACAGAUUCAAGCCUUACAGAACCAAAUCACAACUCAACAAGCGCUAUACAUGAAGCAGCAAGCUGCAGCAUCAGAUCUGUUCAAGCAGCCCCAUGACCACUUGUCUAACAUGCAGCAAAACUUUAGCGAGAUGGCUAUCUCUAAGGAUUCUCAGUCUGGUUUUGGUAGUAGCGGUAACCAGCAGUCCCGUUUGAACCAAUGGAAGCUGCCUUCGUUGGAUAAAGACGGUGAGGGUACGGACUUCAGCCGCGCCCCCGGCACAGCCAAGUCGACCACGAGCCCGCAACUCAAUCAGAUCAGCUUGCAGCCUGAUACUACCUGGGGUAUGGGUCGCUCGGAAGGUUGGGGCGACGGUUCAGAUGUGGCAGACGGAAAAGACGCCUGGCCCUCACACCCCUCGCAUCCUCCCGCAUACGACCUUGUUCCUGAGUUUGAACCUGGGAAGCCUUGGAAGGGCAAUCAAAUGAAGAAUGUAGAAGACGACCCAGCCAUGACACCUGGAUCAGUCGUACGUUCACCGAUAUCUUUGACCAAUAUCAAGGACAGCGACAUGCUCGGAGGAAAGACGUCGCCGCCCGGCGGGGAGAGGUCGCUGUCCUCCGCCACCUGGAGCUACGCCCCGCCAGCCACCAGCGCCGGCGGACUCAAGCCGCUUGACGUUUGGGGGGCGAAGCCCCGUCCCGCCCCGCCCGGACUCAAUAAGUGGCCACAGCACCACGUCAACUCACGUGCUGCCCCCUCGUGGCAGACAUCCACAUGGCUGCUUUUGAGAAAUCUCACUGCUCAGAUCGACGGAUCAACUUUGAAGACUUUAUGUGUGCAACACGGCCCGUUGCAAAACUUCCACCUCUACCUCAACCAGGGACUCGCUCUCGCUCGCUACUCGACUCGCGAAGAGGCGGCUAAGGCCCAGAUGGCAUUAAACAACUGUGUUCUAAGCAACACUACAAUCUUCGCGGAGUCGCCGGCCGAGUCUGACGUGCAGCUGAUACUGCAACACCUGGGCUCCGGCGGCGGCGGCGCCUGGCGCGGAGGAGCCUCUAAGGACGGCUGGAACGGCGCCUUCCCCGGCCUGUGGCAGGAGCAGCACGAGCAGCGCGCCACGCCGUCGUCGCUGAACUCGUUCCUGCCCCCGGACCUGCUCGGCGGCGAGUCCAUCUAA
Messenger RNA from Danaus chrysippus (African queen), 3882 nucleotides. Lineage: Eukaryota; Metazoa; Arthropoda; Insecta; Lepidoptera; Nymphalidae. The record is from the annotation of a GenBank genome assembly.